CUUGCCGGAGAGUCAGGAAAAGCGCCGGGUUUCCGGGUCGCCGCUCAGCCCUGGAAGUCCUGGCUGCCGCGAUGAGGAAGGGGACAGUAAACACGUGACGCGCGUCCUGCCGCAGACCAAGCCGCAGAGCCCAAGUAAGCCGCGGCGGAGGCCUCCUGGAGCCGGGGCGCGUGCCAGGGCGGUCUCCCAGCGCGGGUUGUGGCCCUGCCGGCUCUGCCUGGGCCGAGCUCGUGCCUGAGCUGGCAUCGCUGCUGCUCCGGGGAGCUCCCGUCUGCAGGGACCCGGGGCCGCGUGUGGCUUUUCCUUUCCAACCGUCGCGUGCCGUGCCGAGAGCAGAUGCGAGCGCGGAGAAGUGUUAGAAACGCACUCGGCCCGCCGGGCCGGGCGCUUGUGGGGAGGAGACCCGCGUCUUGCGCUUCGUGCGAAGGGAGCAGCGUCGUUCCCGGGGGGGACACCGGGAGACGAGGCGGGUGGCAGCUCUGGGGCACAACGCGGGGAGCGAUUGCAGGGGAAGAGGAGGAAAUGUGGCGCUGGCAGCGAUGGACCUUCUCCGGAGCUGGUGCACGAUGGCUCUGCUCUGCCUGCUCCUGCCGGGAGGGCGUCCCAGCCCCUGCGGUGUGGCCAUCUCCCCCGAGGAGCCGGCGGUGGAGCUCGGCAGCCCCAUCGUCCUGAACUGCACCAGCUCCUGCCGCAACUACAGCCGGCUGAGCUGGGAGGUCUCCGUGCAGAAGGUGCUGGCGCACGGCCCCGGCUGGGUCUCCCUCAGCAUCCCCAACGUCUCCGAGUGGCAGCUGGACCUCCAGUGCUUCGGCGGCUUCGGGAGGGAGCGGCACAUCACCAACACCACGCUCCACGGCUACCGACUCUCGCCCCCGCAGAUCUACCUGGACCCGGAGAUCGUGGCCGGCGCGGAGGCUCGCGUCACCUGCAACGUCUCCGUGCAGGCGUCGCCCUCGGCCCGGCAGGACCUCGCGCUGACGCUGCGCGCCCAGGAGCACCUGCUCGCCACCAGCCACGGCCGCCCCUGGCUGUCGCACGGCUUCACGGCGCGCCCGGCGCAGGACGGCCAGCUCCUGGCCUGCAAAGCCCUGCUGCACCUGGGCCGGCGCCUGGUCAGCACCACCGCCACCGCCACGCUGCGAGUCUGGGCGGCGCCCUACGACGUGCAGGUCGCGGCCACCCCGGCCGCCUUCGCCGCCGGCGACAACCUCACGGUGACGUGCCGGGCCGAGGGCAACCCGCCGCCGCGGCUGCGCUGGGAGCUGCCCUCCAACGCCAGCCUGGAGCUGUCGGCCGGCGGCGCCGCCGUGACGGUGCGGGACGCCCGGAGCCAGCACGCGGGCACCUACCGCUGCCUGGCCGCCAACCGCUACGGCGCCGGCGCGGCCCAGGUCGACGUCCCCUUCCGAGGGUCCCCCCGCAGCCCCCUGGUCCCCGUGGCCGUGGUGCUGGCCGUGGUCGUGGCGCUGGCCGGCGUCGCCGGCCUCUGGUACCUGUUCCGCGCCCGUGGAUGGAGGCACAUGCGGGACGGGGGCCGCCCGGGCUAGCGCUGCUGUACCGCCGCGGCGAGCGGCUGCCCCGGGCUGCGCGUGCAAACCAAGAAGAGAAAUUCUCCCACGAG
This is a messenger RNA of Dromaius novaehollandiae (emu), 1621 nucleotides long. RefSeq names its product intercellular adhesion molecule 1-like. The record is from RefSeq and is a predicted model, not a curated record. Gene Ontology annotation, biological process: cell adhesion. The coding region runs from base 540 to 1547 and encodes 335 amino acids. The transcript is spliced from 6 exons. Gene Ontology annotation, molecular function: integrin binding. Lineage: Eukaryota; Metazoa; Chordata; Aves; Casuariiformes; Dromaiidae.